AUGAUGCUCGUCGUCCAUCGACGCCCAGCGAGCCGAGGAGCUGCUGUCUUGUUGACGAGAAGAAAGGCCACCACCACAACGACCCACUGGCCGCCAGCGGCGUCCGGCGGCUACACCGCCGCCAUCCUGGAUGAUUCUGCUUUCCGAAAACCUUGGGAAAAGGAUCUCAUCAAGUCGUGCGCCAAGCGCAAGCAGGUGAGAGUGAGUCUCGAGUCGAUACUCGACGUCUCGACUGGCGAGAGGCCAUGGAGGGCCUCUUUCGGUGCGGCCAACCCGGACGUGUCGGCCGGCCCAGAACCAGAACUCGGACGGAGGGCAUGCACGAGUUACGUUUCGGACGCCGAGAGACGGAAGAUAGCAGAGGGCCAGCUGCAGAGCGCGCAGUACCUUCACCGGGAGCUGCCGGUCAGAUUAGCGCAGGCGGUCACGGCGUUAGACAAGAUGAAGGAUACAGGGCUAACAUCCACCCUUCCCGUGAAACGAGUACGCGAGGACUACCUUCAGAACUUCCGGGAGCUGCAAGAGUCCCCGAGGCCGCACGAGCUGGAACAGGUGGCGGCGUUUACGGAGACGGUUAGGAGGGUACAGAAGCGGGGCAGCGACACGGUGCUGCAGAUGGCCUGCGGGCUGCAGGAUCUGAUGCGGGGUGGCAAGCGGGAGGAAAGCGAGGCGCUUGGGCGGAUCCAAGAUUUCUUGGACGAUUUUUACCAGAAUCGCGUCGCAAUGAGGUUCCUCUGCGGGCACUACCUGGCCCUGUCUUCGACACAGCGGGAUGGCUUCGUGGGCCUGGUCCAGCGAGGGGUUAGCUUGGCGGGGAUCGUGCAGUCUGCCGCGGUGGAGGCCGCCUCGAUUUGCUGCCACGCCCUUGGCGCCUGCCCCGAAGUCCGCUUGAGCGUCGACCCGGCGGGGGACGGCCUCGUCGCCGCGGUGCCGGAGUACGUCCACUACGUCAUCCUCGAACUGCUCAAGAACUCCAUGCGCGCCACGAUGCAGGCACACGGCGGCGGCAAAGCCGGGGUCGGGAUGGACGUGGCGGCGGAGGAGGAUGCUCGCGUGCAGGAGCGAGAAGGAGCCGAGGAAGGCGGCGGCUCGAAUAUCGUUUUUGCGGACGUGCCCGAGGUGGUGAUUUCCGUGAGGCCUCAUGGCGAGGAUGACGUCAUGCUCGUCGUGACGGACCAGGGCGGGGGGAUUCCGGCGGAGGCUACAGACAAGCCGACUCUACGCUCGGAAUUUCGGGGGUGA
Ectocarpus siliculosus is the source of this 1242-nucleotide messenger RNA. The record is from the annotation of a GenBank genome assembly. NCBI's taxonomy places the organism in Eukaryota, Phaeophyceae, Ectocarpales, Ectocarpaceae.